Mercurialis annua (annual mercury) is the source of this 1773-nucleotide messenger RNA. RefSeq names its product bifunctional purple acid phosphatase 26-like. The record is from RefSeq and is a predicted model, not a curated record. The transcript is spliced from 10 exons. NCBI's taxonomy places the organism in Eukaryota, Viridiplantae, Streptophyta, Magnoliopsida, Malpighiales, Euphorbiaceae. The coding region runs from base 126 to 1547 and encodes 473 amino acids. Gene Ontology annotation, molecular function: acid phosphatase activity; metal ion binding; protein binding.
AGGACAGCGCAGAAAAUGAGAGUCACUUGGUGGCAUGGUCGAAUUAAAAAUUACAACAACUAGAAAACAAAUGGCUGAUUCUCUACUACGCCACGCCACCGUAACUUGUCAGUUAUAUUGUAAUUAUGAUGAAGCUGAUAUGCGCAUUGCUUGUGUUGUUGGGUUCGUUGAAGAUUGGAAAUGGUGGGAUUACGAGCUCUUUUAUUAGGUCUCAAUGGCCGUCCAUUGAUAUUCCUCUUGAUAAUCAAGUUUUUGAUGUUCCCACUGGCUACAAUGCACCACAGCAGGUGCAUAUAACCCAAGGUGACUACGACGGUAAAGGCGUGAUUGUCUCAUGGGUGACACCAGAUGAACCCGGAUCCAACAAAGUGCAAUAUGGUGUUUCAGAGAAAGAUUAUGAUUUCACUGCCCAGGGCACAGUGAAAAACUAUUCCUUUUACCAAUAUAAGUCUGGCUACAUUCAUCAAUGUCUACUCAGGGAUCUUGAGUAUGACACCAAAUACUACUACAGGAUUGGGGACGGUGAUUCAUCUCGGCAAUUUUGGUUUCAAACUCCUCCAAUGAUUAGUCCAGAUACUCCUUAUAAAUUUGGAAUAAUUGGUGAUUUGGGGCAGACCUAUAAUUCCCUGUCUACGCUUGAGCAUUUUAUGCAGAGUAAAGCAGAGGCUGUCUUAUUUGUUGGGGAUCUUUCUUAUGCUGAUAGAUAUCAGUAUAAUGAUGUUGGUAUAAGGUGGGAUUCCUGGGGUCGUUUUGUUGAGAAAAGUACCGCAUAUACGCCAUGGAUGUGGUCUGCCGGAAAUCAUGAGAUAGAUUACAUGCCUUACAUGGGAGAAGUAACUCCUUUCAAAUCGUAUCUUCAUCGGUACCCUACCCCUUAUUUGGCCUCCAAAAGCAGCAGCCCGCUCUGGUAUGCCAUUAGACGUGCAUCUGCUCAUAUAAUAGUGCUAUCCUGCUAUUCUCCUUUUGUGAAAUACACACCUCAAUGGACUUGGCUCCAACAGGAACUCAAAAAUGUGAACCGGGAGCAGACACCCUGGCUUAUUGUUCUCAUGCAUGUCCCACUCUACAAUAGUAAUGAAGCACACUUUAUGGAAGGUGAAAGUAUGAGAGCAGUCUUUGAGAAAUGGUUCAUUCGUUACAAAGUUGACGUAAUCUUUGCUGGCCAUGUCCAUGCUUAUGAAAGAUCGUAUCGGAUCUCCAAUAUUCAUUACAAUGUAUCAAGUGGUGACCGUUUUCCAAUACCUGACAAAUAUGCUCCUGUUUACAUCACUGUUGGAGAUGGUGGAAAUCAAGAAGGUCUUGCUGGAAAGUUUAGAGAUCCACAGCCAGAUUAUUCUGCAUACAGAGAAGCGAGUUAUGGGCAUUCCACGUUGGAGAUAAAGAAUAGGACUCAUGCAUUCUACCAGUGGAAUCGAAACGACGAUGGUAAAAAAGUGGCAACUGAUGCAUUUGUAUUGCACAAUCAGUAUUGGGCAACCAAUCUGCGACGGAGAAAGCUGAAGAAGCAUCAUCUAGCGAGCAUUGACGGGCGGAUCGCCACUCAUUAAUACAAAUGUUAUAGUAGUGAGUGGCUUUCUUGUAUGGUCAAAUUGUUUAAAUUAGACAUAACCACUGAAUUUUAAAUAAGUGUGAUGACAGCAUACUUUGGUCCAACUAGGGUGUAACCACUAACCAGGUUGAUCUAACUCGAACUAUUUGAUAUUAAUUCAAAAAUGCUCAAAAUCGACUCGAUUGAUAUUGAGUCGAGUUUGAGCUCGAACUCUUAAAAUGAAA